Molecule: messenger RNA, 560 nt
Organism: Myotis daubentonii (Daubenton's bat)
Lineage: Eukaryota; Metazoa; Chordata; Mammalia; Chiroptera; Vespertilionidae
Product: microtubule-associated proteins 1A/1B light chain 3B-like
Exons: 1
Coding region: 90-560 (156 amino acids)
Source: RefSeq, a predicted model, not a curated record
AGGGAAGUCGCGGCCGACGCCGUCGGGACCUCCGCCACCUAAAGUUGCGGGACCCUCUUCCUGGCCGCCUGUUCCCAGCCUCGCGAGCCAUGCCGUCGGGGAAGACCUUCAAGCAGCGCCGCACCUUCGAACAAAGAGUAGAAGAUGUCCGGCUUAUCCGAGAGCAACAUCCGACCAAAACCCCGGUGAUAAUAGAACGAUACAAGGGUGAGAAGCAGCUUCCUGUCCUGGAUAAAACCAAGUUUCUUGUACCCGAUCAUGUCAACAUGAGUGAACUCAUCAAGAUAAUUAGAAGGCGCUUACAGCUCAAUGCUAAUCAAGCCUUCUUCUUGUUAGUGAAUGGGCACAGCAUGGUGAGUGUGUCCACACCGAUAUCGGAAGUGUAUGAAAGUGAGAAGGAUGAAGAUGGAUUCCUGUAUAUGGUAUACGCCUCUCAGGAGACAUUUGGAAUGAAAUUGUCACUGAACUUGCAUUUUGAGCAUUCAGAGACAGUAAGUCAGAACCUGCCAACUCCAACUAGAGAAAUCUCAAGCAUAGCUCCCCAAACACAUUUGCCAUAA